Molecule: messenger RNA, 3144 nt
Organism: Ooceraea biroi (clonal raider ant)
Lineage: Eukaryota; Metazoa; Arthropoda; Insecta; Hymenoptera; Formicidae
Source: RefSeq, a predicted model, not a curated record
AUGGAUCACGAUAACUUAUGGGAGGUAACGGUAGUUCCAUCAGUAUCAUUUAAAACUACAUCUAUUAGUAGUAGAGCAACAUUUUCCACAAGAACUUUAAGUAUCGCAAGCGAAUACGAGAGUAAACGAGAUCUGUAUCUUCCGUUUCAAAAUGAAAAAGAGAACGAGGACGCCUGUAAAGCUACUAAAAGAUCGAAAAUUAUACCAUCAUCGCUUGAUCAUCCAAGAUUCAAUUGUGAUGACUCGCACCAUUCUAAUCAUUCGGAAAGAAAAUCGAUUUCUAUAUUAUGCAAAAAUGGAAAAGAAUUAAACGAUCAAAUGGAUGAGAAAAUAAGUACAGGAAAUCCAUGCCUUGAAAUGUGCGGAGAAACAAACAAUUUAGUGCACGCGCCCUUCAUUGAACUAGGAGCGGUUUACAAAAUUCUUGACUUUAUUACAGAUUCAGAUCCUAAAGUAUCGUCAUUGACUAACAGUUGUUGUAACGAGAUAUCGAGAAUAUUGCGAUGUCUGUUAGCGCAGUGUCGCGACAAAACGUUAGAAGAUCUUCUCUUAAACGAUUCUUCUCUGUAUAGAUGCGAGCGUUGCGGGGUAAUAAGUUACAUAUUGCCAUCGCAUCUUGCUUCUGAAGAAAUUAAAGAAAGUAAAAUGAAAAUUAGACGCGAUGCUGAGAUUAUGACAGUCACGUAUGAUCAUGUUAAUGAUAAUCAAAAUAAUGAGAAAUCAAAAAUUUCAAUAAAUCCUGCAGAUAAAAAAAAUAAUGCGCAAUCGAAAGUGUUUGUUAAUGAUUGUAAAAUAGAUCGACGGGUUAAAUGUAAACACGAAUUGAACGCAACAGAAUCAUUGCCAAUUAAAGAACACAUUUUCGUAAUGAAGAGCUGUACUGAAAAUCUAAAUAGAACUAAUGAUAUUUCCGACGUAGAAGCUGCUAGCGCCAAGAUAAAAAAUAAAUCUUACUUUAAUAACAAUGGCGUUAAGAGAGAAUGGUCUCCGGAUAUUAAAACAUUGAGAAGGCAAAUGAGAUACGAAUGUAACGGCGCAACAAAAAAUUAUCAUCGGAAUGACGAUGAAUCUUUAAUAUCGAUGAAAGCCUGCGCUGAUACUGACAAGGAGGAAAUCGUGAGAAAAAUUUCGUACGAAGCCAAAUCACAAAUCGACGGUUUGCUAGCGGGAAUUUGGUAUUCUAAAAACGCGCAGAAAACGCAAUGUUCGCAGCAGUCUUUCGAGAAACACGCCGAUAUUUCUACGGUUACCGAUACCGUUAAGUAUUUGGCACAUGGUCCAUUUGUGACAUCAGGCAAGGAAGAGGAUGAACUGUUUUUGAAAUUGCAAGACAGACAUUGCGUUCGUUUGGUGAACGCGAGGAAGGGACAGAGUUCUGUCUUGUACAGUCGAAACGAUUAUCCGCAACACAAUUCAGGAUUCUGGUUGUUCGACGAGUCGGGACGUUUACCGGAAGUCUUGGAUGAAUAUCGUUAUCUACCAAUGCCGAGAUUGGAUAAUCAAGAGAAUGUCCGUUUUGAUGCAAACAUUUUGCGACGCUCUAAUACAGCAGUGAAGAUAAGAAAGAUGGAUAGUUGGUCUGAUUGCUUGGAAAAGGAUUCGCUUGAAGAUUGCGCUCGAUUACAGCAGAGAGGAGAAAGUGACACUGCGACUUUUAGUUCGUCGUCCGCUGAGAAUUUGAUACACGAAUGGAUGGAAUCUGUAGAUACAAGAAACGAGAUAAAUGACAUAGACGACGAUGUUCCCCGAGGUCGUAGAUUAGUUUCGUCAAGACCCUCCCUCGAUAUUGCUCGACAUGUCAAAGCUGAAAUUGCAAGAGAUACUUGUUCCGAUAACGCAAAAACAUCGAUGCUACAGGCACGUGAUUCGAAUAUUGUUGCUCGAUUAUCCCCAGAAACACAAAGAAAAAUUUGUCACUUAAUUCAGAAAAUAAUGUUAUUGGAUUCCACUAGAGAUUUGGCGUUUUAUUGCGAGAAGUGUUCAAUGACCGACGCUUUUAAUAGCGAAAAAUUGCUCCAUUCUAAAUUCGUAGAUGCCAGAUUUGUUCAUUCUAAUAAUCAGAUAACAAAUACCUGCGCGAAUGAUUACAUCCCGAUGAAAUUGUUCGAUUCAUCAAAAGACAAGAAUCAUUUAUUUAAAAGACUAGCUAAUUCUGUAAACACACACAGUCAAGAUUUAAACAAAUCCAAGGAUUCCAUUCAAAUCCCUCACGAAAGUAUAAUUACUCCUGUUCCUCCAGACAAGUCACUAAGAAGAGUCGAACAUGUAGAUAAUUCUACAAAAAGAAUUACACGACAAAUUAUUUAUAAAAAUAUGUCAUCAAGAAACGUUGUUAAGAAGAACGAUGGAUAUACAGCGACUGAAAUUUUAUCAAUCUAUCGCGAAAUUCUCGAAAACAGCAAAAAUAUGGAAUGGGACAACUUUCAGGAAUUAGUCGAAGACCUUCACCCUGAGCAAAAAGAAAUAUGGCGCAAUAUAUGUAGAAUAAUCAGCGAGAAAGCGAAACGAGAAAGAGCCGGCGAUGCGGACAGUAACAUCGAAGUCUCUAUAGAAAUUAGCCCAGUGAAUCCUGAAGAAAAUAUGAAGACGAGCGAAAUAAAGACAUGUACACGGGAAAUCGUGUUCGAAGUGGACAUGACGCUGAAGGAUGUCGAGAGUUUCCUCCGCAAAGAGCUAUAUCCGACCGAUGAGUGUCUUGACACGUAUAAGGAUGGCCACAACGACGUCACUAGUUGCAGCAAAAGCAAGCAAGAGUCAAAUUCCAACCAGAAGUCAACUCGUUACAUUCCAGUCAUGUCUAAGUAUGUACCGAUUUCGUAUCAAUUCUAAAUAUUUCUGAUCAUCGUUCAAGAUAUUUUUUUCUACAUUUACGUAUUUCAACUGAGUGCAAUUCAGCCUUAAUGCCACGAAGGCCGUCCUAUCGCUAAUGCUCCACCGCAAGCAAUAAAUUAUCGAUACCGCGUACGACGAAAUAUUCGUUCGUUUAUCAUAAUCGAACGGUACACGCCCUUCGGUUCGAAACUAGGGGGAUAAAUUGUUCGCCAGUCAUUGCUCCUGCGGAAGAUGGCCUCGCCCAUCGUUAUAUCGGGCGCAGCUCAAGCGAAAGCGGCUGGAUGGGCUAGGUGGGUAAAUGGGUUGGUAGGG